GCGGAGGCAGACCCGGAGGGGCGGGGGCGGGGGCGGCGUGGAGGAGGUGGAGGCCGGCGGUCAGCUCCGCUCCAGCUCGGUUGUCAUGUCCCGCCAGGCGAAGGAUGACUUCGUGCGGCACUACACAGUCUCUGACACCAGGACCCACCCCAAGGGCUACACCGAGUACAAAGUAACAGCGCAGUUCAUCUCAAAGAAGGACCCAGAAGAUGUCAAAGAGGUGGUGGUCUGGAAGCGGUACAGCGACUUCCGCAAGCUGCAUGGAGACCUGGCCUACACCCACCGCAACCUCUUCCGCCGCCUGGAGGAGUUCCCCGCAUUCCCCCGUGCCCAGGUGUUUGGCCGGUUUGAAGCCUCGGUGAUCGAGGAGCGGCGGAAGGGGGCAGAGGACUUGCUGCGCUUCACCGUGCACAUCCCCGCACUCAACAACAGCCCCCAGCUCAAGGAGUUCUUCCGGGGUGGGGAAGUGACACGGCCCUCCGAGGCGUCCAGGGACCUACACAUCCUGCCACCUCCUCUGAUCCCCACACCGCCUCCCGAUGAGCCCCGGCUGCCCCAGCCGCUCCCCGCGGAGAGGAAAGGCCUUGAGGAGUUGGAGGUGCCAGUGGAUCCCCCACCUUCCAGCCCUGCCCAGGAGGCCCUGGACCUCCUCUUCACCUGUGGGAGCAUCGAGGAGGCAUCCAGCUCCCCUGCCCGGGGCCCCCUCACUGAGGCCGAGCUUGCGCUCUUCGACCCCUUCUCCAAAGAAGAAGGCUCAGGCCCCAGCCCUACUCACGUAGGUGAGCUGGCAGUGAUGGAUUUAGCGUCCAAAAGCCUGGACCAGGAGCCCUGGGAACCAGGAGGACAAGAGGAAGAAGAAGAUGAAGAAGGAGGGCCUGCCCCUGCCUACUUGAGCCAAGCCACAGAGCUCAUCAUGCAGGCCUGGCGGGAUGAGCAGGCGGGUGCCUACCCUGCUGCACUCCAAGGCUACCGAGAUGGGGUGCACAUCCUGCUUCAAGGAGUGCCCAGUGACCCAUCCCCAGCCCGCAGAGAAGGUGUAAAGAAGAAGGCAGCUGACUACCUGAAGAGGGCAGAGGAGCUCCUGCAUCUGCACCUGUCCCAGGUCCCACCCUGAGAGACAGUGGACCCUUCCCCAGGACUCCACUUCCAGCACUGCCAACCACCCCCUCCUAUCCCCAGAGCCUGGUCCUACCUCCUAGUCUUGUAACCCCAGGGGCCAUUUAUGUAUGUAACUGGACCAAGGAUGAGAAAAAUAAUGAGUUCUCAGCUUCCCAACUACACCUGCCACCUUGGGAUCAUGGACCCACAAUGCUGAUCCUGACUGUUUCUAUCUUGAUUUGCAAGCAGCAGUUCUGGUCACUAAACUGUCACUUUACCCUUCCAGAACUGGGGCCUGCAAACUGUGCCCUGCAGCCAAAUCUGGCCCACUGCCUUUUUUAAAAGGCCCUUAAACUAGGACGGUUUUUACAUUUUUUUUCCGUGGUUGGGGAAAACGAUACUCUGACAGGCAAAACUUAUAACACACCUAAGUUUCUGCAGUAAAAUUUUGCUGGA
This is a messenger RNA of Tupaia belangeri chinensis (Chinese tree shrew), 1554 nucleotides long. RefSeq names its product sorting nexin 15 (gene SNX15). Lineage: Eukaryota; Metazoa; Chordata; Mammalia; Scandentia; Tupaiidae. Gene Ontology annotation, molecular function: phosphatidylinositol binding. Bases 86 to 1114 code for a protein of 342 amino acids. The transcript has 8 exons. The record is from RefSeq and is a predicted model, not a curated record.